This is a messenger RNA of Hypoxylon trugodes, 1789 nucleotides long. RefSeq names its product cytochrome P450. The transcript has 2 exons. The record is from RefSeq and is a predicted model, not a curated record. Lineage: Eukaryota; Fungi; Ascomycota; Sordariomycetes; Xylariales; Hypoxylaceae. Gene Ontology annotation, molecular function: heme binding; monooxygenase activity; oxidoreductase activity, acting on paired donors, with incorporation or reduction of molecular oxygen. Bases 202 to 1728 code for a protein of 508 amino acids.
CCCCAAACGCUGUAAGUCCUCUGCUCCUCUAACUCCUCACUACAGGCCAAUGGGGCACUGCUUAUUUCCCCUCAAUUACAUACUUUUUUCAUAAUUGAUGGUAUACUUCCUCCAGGCUUAUUGUUGAAGUUACAUGCUAAAGUCUCAUUUACCAAUAAAUGACUUAGUUUCGCCAAACUAUAGCUAUUGAGCCAUUGUAACAUGAAGCUCUUAGAAGGGUUAAUAGCCCUGGGGUUGGGAUUACUUGGGGUAAUUGUUGUCUAUCGCUUCAGUUUGCGAACCCCCACACUUCGACGAAACGGCGUCCCUUUGAAAAAACCGCCGAAUACUCUACCUUUCGUGGGAAAUGGAAUCCUCUUUCUUCGGCCGCGCUGGAAACUUUUCUCGUGGUUCGAAAAAUGUGAGAAGCAAUUCGGCUACGAGACAUUUCAAAUUAGUGUCCCCACUCUACCGCCGGGCGUCGUGAUCAAUGACCCGAAGAAUUUGGAGUACAUCUUUAAGAAUGAAGCCAUAUUUUCCAAGGGCGACUUCUUCAAGAAGCUAUCCUGGGAUUUGUUCGGAAAUGGAAUCAUCAAUGUCGACGGUGAAUUAUGGAAGGCUCAGAGGAAAGCUGGGCUCGCUUUUCUCAGCGCUUCCAACAUGAGAGUCUUAACAGAUGUUGCGCUACCCCGGUAUCUCGAUCGCGCUGUGGAGGAUCUACGAGCACAGAGUGGUGCUAGGAAAAUAGUGAAUCUCCAAACUGUCUUCCACGAAAUCACUAGCCAACUUAUGGGGAAGAUGGCUUAUGACAUGGAAAUGCAUGCUGAUGAUGAAUUUACAACUGCUUUUGAAUAUGCAUCGGGAGCGACAACAGAGCGUUUCCAGAAUCCAUUAUGGUCUGUUACUGAACCGUACACUGGUGCCCAGUUUAAAAAGGCGCUCAAUACGAUUCGUACUUUUGGUCACAAAAUUGUGGACAACGCCAUUAACAAAAGUGGAGAGAAACGAUCCCAAUCGACCUCCGACAGAUUGGAUAAGAUAUCUGGCAGUCUAAUACAUUCGCUAUUAGAAGUUUUCGGAGAUGAUCGAAAGAUGAUAUCUGACGCUGCUCUAAAUUACCUAUCCGCCGGCAGAGACACCGUUGCUCAAGCCCUUACAUGGUGUAUAUAUACACUGAUGUCCGAGGGGGCGGUUGUUGAUAGAAUGCGAGAUGAGCUACAGAAGUUUCUUAGCAACAAGGAUGGGGACGUCAAUUCGGCCGCUUUCACACCAGCAUCGCUACCAUACACCACAGCAGUUUUUUACGAAACAUUACGAUUGUACCCACCAAUCCCUUUCGAGAUUAAGCAAUGUGAAAAAGCAACCACCUUACCCGAUGGCACUUUUCUUCCGGAGAGGUCCAUAGUCUUUUGGUGCACGUGGGCUAUGAAUAGGUCGGAAACUAGCUGGGGAGAAGAAGCCGAAUCCUUCCAGCCUGAGAGAUGGCUAACAGCGGACGGCAAGCUAAUUACGAAGAGUGCUGCUGAAUUUCCGGUAUUCAAUGGUGGCCCGCGCUUGUGUCUUGGAAAACGGAUGGCAGAACUAUUAGCUGUUCAAGUCAUUGCCACUAUGGUGCUGAAGUUCAAUUUCAUUCCAGCCUUUGGGGGCGAACGAAUCAGCAAAAGCAGUCUCACAUUACCGAUGAAGGGCGGGCUUCCAUGCCUUGUCGAACCCAGGACGCCGAACAAAACACAAUCGAUACCAUCAUAAUCCUAAAUAGAGCAUUAAAUUACUUAUCUAUUAUUAUCCUCCCAUCUAUCUGUCUAUCGUC